AUGGACCUCGAAGAAGGUAGAGGUUCAAAUGCAAAAUUGAUUCCCUCUACACCAAGCUAUGUGAGUGAAUGGAAACCGAUGUCCGCCAACUCAGCCACCUCUAGACUUGUCCUUCAACACGACCUUCGGGAGGAUCCUGCCUAUGUCAAGGUGGAUGCGCGGACGGACACUGGGUUUAUAUUUCCUGCGUUUGGAUCCGCCCAGCAGGACGACGACGCUGGUGUAAUGUAUGGGGGCGUGGUGUUCUUCUAUAACAGGACGCACAUUGAUAUAUUCGUUUCUCAUUUGGGUAACAGCAAUAUAUCAAGAAAGAACUGGGCAACAGUAUAUACAGGAGCAGAGAGUAAGUGGAUUGGUCCUCAAAACAUUUCUCGCGUGUACGAGUCCAUUACUGUUCAGGCUAAAGCUUGGAGAUCACGUGACCUGCCUCCACCUACCUGGAAGAGUCAAACUAUAGAUGUUAAGGAAGGUGGCUGUUUGAAUGCAUCACUUAACCAUACACUUAACAAAUAUCCUGACCUAAUUCUUGUACAGAUUCGAAACAAUGGGCGUAUUUUUCAUGGACAAGGUUUAUCUUCACUAGGCUCUCCCACAAUCACAUUUCUUCACUUUGGUGGGGUACUUUUUGGAACAAACGAGUCUCAUGUUCAACUCUGGUCGGCUUGUGAUACAACAGGGAAAUUAAAAAAAUUAUCACUGAUAGCUAUUGCCGACGGAUGGGGAGAAAAGACAAACUUUUUACAUAUCAAGGAUGGAUCAAUCACAGUUACUGCUUGGGAUUUGACAGGAUUCAAGGAAAAUGAAAUUGUAAUAAAAAAGCGUUUGCAAGAAGUUGAAACCGCAAAGUACUUGCUCACUGAAAACUUAGCUACAGGCAAUUUUAUCAAUGUUCAGCUUCACGUGCUUGAUGGUGCAAACAAGAAUUUCCGGUUUGAUGGCGUCGGGUCUGUGAUGAAUGAAGCUGAACCAUACGGGGGACUCGUGUACGGUUACAACGACUCUAUGGUAGCAAUCUGGGUACCCAACCCUCUCAAAAGGAAAAGUAAUGAAUCAGCAGCUGUUUUCAUGUUAGGAAGGAUUUGGGGAUGGAAUUUCAAGGCACAAAUGACUAAUAACGUGGACAUAGUCUUAACAGUCAUGGAUGUGCUAGUGCCAAUCUGUUUACUUGAGGUAGAUACGUCGACAACACGCAUAGUUUCUUCAUUCCAAUAUGAAAUUUACAAUACUUCUGUCCUAAAAUUUGCUUAUGGUGAUGAAAUCACAUUGACAUGUAAACGUGGUUAUAAAGCAUUGGAUCCAAUUGUGAAAAUGAUGUGUUAUCCUGAGCAUAACGGUACAUGGAGUAGAACUCUUCCUUCCAUAUGCAGAGAAAUUGUUUGUCCGGAUCCUUUUAUAAUGAACACAGACAUGUUGCAUUACGAUACCUCUUAUGGAGGACUUGUAUCAUACACAUGCACUGCUGGAUAUAGAUACAUAAGUGGCGAUCUCCGACGGACAUGUGUUGGAAAUGGUAGUUGGAAUGGGACAGAGCCUCUGUGUAAAGAAUGUAAGUGUCCUUGUUCAGCUAUUGGCUCGGCACCGAUUAAAUCUAACGACACAGAGAAACUAAAUCAACGAAUCAAAGAAUUGCGAUCCAUGUUGUCUAUACAGAAAAACAUGACUGCUAAAGCUAGGCUCUCAAAGAUAUGUGCAUCUGAUCCGCGACCAUCUGCCAAGGGAAUGGGGGUCGUCUUGGGAAUAGGAGUUUUAGUUGUUAUCAUUUCAAGCAUUGCUCUCUUGGAUCUACCCAAUCUUAUAAAUGCAGUCAAAUCAAAGAAGCAGUGAAAAGAAUUCGCAGAGUUCAUUUGUUGAAUUUGAAACAUUAUAACUGCGUGACAAAGAUAUGGAACAAAAUUAGGACAAACCAUACUUAAGUGAAUUGGAUCCAAAUUUAUUUGUUUAAAUGAAGGUCACGCUUUCUAA
Magallana angulata is the source of this 1962-nucleotide messenger RNA. RefSeq lists its product as uncharacterized. Lineage: Eukaryota; Metazoa; Mollusca; Bivalvia; Ostreida; Ostreidae. The transcript has 10 exons. The coding region runs from base 1 to 1824 and encodes 607 amino acids. The record is from RefSeq and is a predicted model, not a curated record.